This is a messenger RNA of Gryllus bimaculatus (two-spotted cricket), 414 nucleotides long. Lineage: Eukaryota; Metazoa; Arthropoda; Insecta; Orthoptera; Gryllidae. The record is from the annotation of a GenBank genome assembly.
AUGUAUAUCAACGCCAAAAUAUCGGCGUCACUGGCUCUUGCCAGCCUGUCCACCAAUAAUACUUAUGAUUACUAUCAGUUUUGGUCUGCUUACGUGCCUUGUGGUGCACAAUACUUGGAUGCUGUGCAGCUGACCCUUGAACAGAUAGAUCUUAUUAAACGUUUGGCCGAAUUACAUCCGGAACAUCUGACUCUUGUGACGUCCGUCAAAGCCAAAACUGCAGGAGAUGCAAGGAGCCCGUGGAGCGCGGCCGGCGUCGAUGCCUGGAGGCGCGUCCGCUGGCCCGUGCGGGCGUGGGCGUGGGCGGUGGGCGUGAGCGUGGGCGGAGGCGGCGGAGUGUGGGGCGGGGAGCGCACGGGCGCGCGCUCGUGGCGGGCGCUUGAAUUAUGCAACAGUAAUCCCAGAAAUCGUUAA